AAGAAACACUCCCUGUGUUACUUUGUGUGUGUGUUUAUCUGUAAUAGCUGACACUGGAAACCAUGAACGCCACGCUGAUGAAGGGCGUCAACGGGUCUGAGCGCUGCCCCCGAGACACUCGGAUAGCACAGCUGGUGUUCCCAGCCGUCUACACUGUGGUUUUCUUCACCAGCAUCCUGCUGAACACGCUGGCCCUGUGGGUGUUUCUCCGCAUCCCCAGCUCCUCGACCUUCAUCGUCUACCUCAAAAACACCGUGGUGGCUGACUUGAUAAUGACGCUCACGAUUCCGUUCAAAAUCCUCACCGACUCACACCUUGGACCCUGGCAGCUCCGAGCCUUUGUGUGUCGUGUCUCUGCCGUCAUCUUUUAUGCGACCAUGUAUGUGGGCAUCAUACUGCUAGGCCUCAUAGCCUUUGACAGGUUCCUCAAGAUCAUCAGACCUUUUGGGAAAUUUUUCGUACAAAAACCUGCUUUUGCAAAAAUAGUCUCAACCGUCAUCUGGUUCCUUUUGUACCUCCUCUCUCUGCCAAACGUCAUCUUAAGUAACAAGGAAGCCACACCGUCAUCUGUGAAGAAGUGUGCCUCCUUAAAGGGUCCUCUGGGGCUGAAAUGGCAUCAAGUGGUGAAUUACAUAUCCCAGGUCAUCUUCUGGACUGUUUUUGUCCUAAUGCUUCUGUUUUAUGUGGUGAUUGCAAAACAAGUAUACAAUUCUUAUAGAAAGUCCAAAAGUAAGGAGAGCAAAAGCAACAAGAAGCUGGAAGGUAAAGUAUUCAUUGUUGUGGCUGUCUUCUUUGUGUGCUUUGCUCCGUUUCAUUUUGCCAGAGUGCCGUAUACGCACAGCCAGACCAACAGUAGGACUGACUGCCGGGUGCAAAACCACCUGUUUAUAGCUAAAGAAUCAACUCUCUUUUUGGCAGCAACUAACAUUUGUAUGGAUCCCUUAAUAUAUAUAUUCUUAUGUAAAAAAUUCACAGCAAGGCUACCAUGUACGAGAGGGAGAAAGAUCGCAGCAUCAACCCUAGAAAAUCAAACCAGUCAGACUGACAAUAACAUAAACCUAGGCUGAUAAGUUGAUCAUGGUUAACUUCUAUUUAUCCACAAGACUUCAAAAGACAGUUUAUUUGGAAAUCAAAUUUAAGCAAUGAAAGAAAAAAGGGUUGGAACAAAUGCUAUCUUACAUUUUAUUAUCCUGGUGCAGAAAAGAUUAUGUUAAUUUUAAUGCCACAUAGAUCUAUUCAUAAGCAGAAUGAAGUGUCACUGAAAGAAUGCAACAGAAAGCCAACGGCCACUAGAGGUCGCCUUUUUGAGAGCAUUUACUGAAAUUUGGGAAAAGAUUUCUUAUGGAUAAAUGUAUAUUCCUAAAAACCUCCCCUCCAAAACACCUUCUGCUAUUCUUUCACACACAUAAUUCAAACAACACUACUGCUUUUGUAUCCCACAAAUGUCGAUACUUGCUGAUUUUAAAAAAACAA
Messenger RNA from Ceratotherium simum simum (southern white rhinoceros), 1473 nucleotides. It is a transcript of the gene P2RY13, whose product is annotated as purinergic receptor P2Y13. Gene Ontology annotation, molecular function: G protein-coupled purinergic nucleotide receptor activity. The record is from RefSeq and is a predicted model, not a curated record. Gene Ontology annotation, biological process: negative regulation of adenylate cyclase activity; G protein-coupled receptor signaling pathway. Lineage: Eukaryota; Metazoa; Chordata; Mammalia; Perissodactyla; Rhinocerotidae. Gene Ontology annotation, cellular component: membrane.